UCAUGUUUUCCGAACUAAGCUGGUGUGGACUUUUCAAACCAUAUUACAAAGUGUGUAGGACUCUUUCACAGGGUAUUUCAAAACAACAGAUAACAAAUCAGCGGAGUGAGGUUAAACUGCAAAGCAUUUAAAAGCAGAAUUCGUCCAAUUGGCUGCAGUAUCGGAGUAGAUUUCAAACAAACCAACGCCCACUCCUGAAAACCCUAAGUAUUUAGCAUGAGAACUCAAUUGAAAGGGUCCCUUUGGGUCCUUUGUUUGGCUUCGAUGGCGUUUUCCAGCCUGGCGGUGACAACUUCGUCCAAACCAACGUUGGCCUCGGCGUUCGGUUCUAAAACCACUUCUCCCGCGGUUUCCGAUGCUUUAAAGGCGAAUAAGACCAGUCCCGGUCGUUCGACGCCGGGCGAACUACUGCCCAUGGUGAUCAACACUUGGAACUUUACGGCCGCCAAUGUGCUGGCCUGGCGCAUCCUCAAGCAGAGCAAGGGCGGUCUCCGGCAGACGCGCAACGCCGUGGUGGAGGGCUGCUCCAAGUGCGAGAAGCUGCAGUGUGAUCGGACAGUGGGCUACGGUGGGUCUCCGGACGAGUCGGGCGAGACCACGCUGGACGCCAUGGUUAUGGACGGCAGCACUCUGGAUGUGGGAGCAGUGGCUGGACUGCGGCGCAUUAAGGACGCCAUCAAGGUGGCCCGACAUGUCCUGGAGCACACACAACACACCAUGUUGGUGGGCGAUGCGGCGUCCGCCUUUGCCAAUGCAAUGGGAUUCGAGUCCGAGUCGCUGGUCACGCCGGAGUCUAAGGAUAUGUGGCUGCAGUGGACGGCGGAGAACUGCCAGCCGAACUUCUGGUGGAACGUGUAUCCAGAUCCCAAAGUCUCCUGCGGCCCGUACAAGCCCCGGCCCACCCCGCUGACUCGCUGGAAGGAGGACCGGGCACGCAAUGAGUACGAGAUCGGGCGCAAAAACCACGACACCAUCGGCAUGAUAGCCAUCGACGUGGAGAGCAACAUCCACGCUGGCACCUCCACCAACGGGGCCCGCCACAAGAUUCCCGGACGGGUUGGGGACUCUCCGAUUCCGGGUGCCGGUGCUUAUGCGGACAACGAAGUGGGUGCCGCUGUGGCCACCGGAGACGGGGAUGUGAUGAUGCGGUUCCUGCCCGCGCUCCUCGCCGUGGAGGCCAUGCGAUUGGGAAAACCGCCUGCAGAGGCCGCCGAAGUGGGCCUCCGUAGGAUCCUCAAGCAUUACAAGGACUUCAUGGGCGCUGUCAUUGCCGUGGAUCGCCUGGGAAACUAUGCAGCCGCCUGUUACGGGUUGGAAGAGUUCCCGUUCAUAGUCAGUAGUCCAGUAAGUCCGGAUAAGCCGACUCGUUUGGAAACGGUCAAGUGCAUUGCGGGUCCAGAAAAGGUAAAUAUUGUGCCGUUGUAAACAGUCAGAAAAUGUAAAAGAUUUUAAUAAAAUGAAAAUUUGAAUUUCAA
Drosophila rhopaloa is the source of this 1475-nucleotide messenger RNA. Its product is annotated as putative N(4)-(beta-N-acetylglucosaminyl)-L-asparaginase GD10667. The record is from RefSeq and is a predicted model, not a curated record. Gene Ontology annotation, biological process: protein deglycosylation. NCBI's taxonomy places the organism in Eukaryota, Metazoa, Arthropoda, Insecta, Diptera, Drosophilidae. Gene Ontology annotation, cellular component: lysosome. Bases 217 to 1425 code for a protein of 402 amino acids. Gene Ontology annotation, molecular function: N4-(beta-N-acetylglucosaminyl)-L-asparaginase activity. The transcript is spliced from 2 exons.